UCACCAUGUACGCUCUCUCUGUAGGGAGAGAGCGAGAGAGAUACAAUAUAGUACAAUAUAGAAGAAUAGAAUGGAAACUAGUUUGAAGUAUAUUUAGACCGGCCGACAGCUCCGACAUGGGUAGCCCUUCCACACAAAACAACCUUAACUUGUAAUCAUAGUAUAAUCGACAAAAUCGACAUACUAGCUGAAGUAAACAACGCCCUGCAACCGGCCAGGCACUUCGUGUAGCCUACUGUUUUCGAAUAUGUCCUCGCUGAUCAAAUACGCGCGCAGUCCACAGCUGCUGUACUGCUAUGCAUCAAAACGGGGUGAACACACCGGCCCGUACCACCGGUCUCGCAUGGAAUGGUACGCUGAGAUGUUUUUAUCGCUGGUGCCUACCUUGGCGUCACUUCCACCAAUCUACUAUCUGUGGCACUUAGGAUAUGGCCUAGAUCCGUCGAGGUUUCUAUCGUACUACGGUGUGCUCUCCGGUUUCAUGGCAGCAGCAUAUGUUGCACGUGUUUUUAGCCGAAUCGGCAACGCCGACUAUCUACGAUUUAUGAAAGUGUAUAUGGCUGAACAAGACAGACCAUCUGUAAGGUGGGACAAAGCAACUAAACGAAUGACACCGACACAACUGGACAGCUUUGACUAUGAAUUCUCUUUCCGACCUAUCGACUACUCGGCCAAACGCGCAGUGCAGCCAGUACCCACUCGAGCCGAGACUCACUCCACUGUAGUAACGGAUUUUGUCACUGGAGUCAUUGCUGCCUGUAUAGGUCGGCCUAUGAUAUACCCUGGCUCCACUUGGCUAAUGCGAACACUUUUAAGAGACGCGUUGGCCAAUGAAAGGGCGUCACUAAUUACAAAGCGAUCUGGCGUAAGAUGCAAAGUGGUCACGGUGGACAACCUCGCCUUGGAUUGCAUGUACUACGACAAGCGUACCACUAGGGAAGCCGAAAACCGUGUAGCAACGGGUGCCUCAGGAGACAUCAACUCGGAUCACGAUUCGGACUCAUCUGAGGAGGGUCUGCGCACAGCCCGUGGCAACACGCUCGUCAUCACUUGUGAGGGCAAUGCGUCAUUCUACGAGGCCAGUGUGGGCAUGGCCAAUGUGGAUCUGGGCUACUCGGUGUUGGGCUGGAAUCGCCCCGGGUUUAUCAACAGCGAGGGUUUGCCAUAUCCUCACACAGAUGCUGGGGCUGUAGCCGGUGUCAUUGAAUUUGCCAUAGUAAAGUUAGGCUGGCGAGAAACGGAUAUAAUGAUCUACGCGUGGUCGAUAGGUGGAUUCAGUGCGUCCCGUGCUGUGACCGAAUAUCCCCGAGUGAAAGGACUGGUUCUGGAUGCCACAUUCGACCAUGUUCUACCCCUGGCCUUGGGUCGUAUGCCUCAAUGGAUGUCAAGUUUGACUCGAAGCACGAUUGGCACCUGGCUGAAUUUGGAUGUGGCGGCGGGAGUAAAGAACUAUCCAGGACCCAUCAGGUUUAUCAGACGCCGGCAGGACGAGAUGAUAUCGUCUAAAUUGGGUGACCUGUCAAGUAACCGAGGAAACUUCCUGAUAACCGAGGUGCUAGAGCACCGAUAUCCGCAUAUAAUUCGUCGAGAUUACAUGCUUGCUCUCUUAGGCCAUUGUGACGCCAUCACUACCCCAGCGGUUGACGAUCCGGCGGUGAAGGAAGUAUUGGUGAGUAUCUCCUCGUGGUCAUCCGAGGAUUCUGAGAAUUACAGUGAAAAAUGGAAUAAGCUCCUGCAAGAAACCAGUGACAAGCUAGACCUGAAACAGGUGGCUGUUAUCAAUAAGUGGCUUUUAUGUGUCCAUCUAGAUGAUUUGAAUACUAAACAUUGCGUCCCUUACCCGUCUUCGCGGUGGCGGGAGCCUAAAUUUAGAUUCUAAAUUAAAAUUACUAUACACACCUAUUCGGUG
This is a messenger RNA of Sphaeroforma arctica JP610, 1909 nucleotides long. RefSeq lists its product as hypothetical. Lineage: Eukaryota; Ichthyosporea; Ichthyophonida. Gene Ontology annotation, biological process: monoacylglycerol catabolic process; phosphatidylserine catabolic process. Gene Ontology annotation, cellular component: endomembrane system. The transcript has 10 exons. The record is from RefSeq and is a predicted model, not a curated record. Gene Ontology annotation, molecular function: monoacylglycerol lipase activity; glycerophospholipase activity. Bases 248 to 1879 code for a protein of 543 amino acids.